UAAACCACAGCUCCUUCAGGGUGUCUAUGGCAUGGGUUUUAACCGGCCCUCCAAAAUCCAGGAGACCGCCUUACCCAUGAUGCUCGCUGAACCUCCACAGAAUCUAAUCGCCCAGUCUCAGUCAGGAACAGGAAAAAACGCUGCCUUUGUGCUUGCCAUGCUCAGCCACGUCAAUCCAGACCACAAAUAUCCCCAGUGCCUGUGUUUGUCACCCACCUAUGAACUGGCGCUUCAGACUGGAGUUAUUGAGCAGAUGGGCAAAAACUACCCUGAAGUCAAACUAGUUUACGCCAUACGAGGAAAUAGGCUGCAGCGAGGCGUGAAGCUUCAGGAACAGAUAAUCAUUGGCACGCCCGGCACCAUGCUGGACUGGUGCAGCAAAUUGAAGUUCAUUGAUCCCGAGAAGAUUCAGGUGUUUGUGCUGGAUGAGGCCGAUGUCAUGAUCGCAACGCAGGGUCACAAAGACCAGAGUAUUCGCAUCCAGAGGAUGCUGCCCAGAAACUGCCAGAUGUUGCUGUUCUCAGCUACGUUUGAGGAGACCGUGUGGGACUUCGCCAGGCGCGUCGUGCCUGACCCAAAUAUCAUCAAAUUGAAAAGAGAGGAGGAGACGCUGGAUACUAUCAAGCAGUACUAUGUGUUGUGCAACAGCAAGGAGGAAAAGUUUGAAGCCCUGUGCAACAUCUAUGGCGCCAUCACCAUAGCCCAGGCUAUGAUUUUCUGCCAUACAAGGAAGACCGCAGGCUGGCUGGCGGGAGAGCUUUCCAAAGAGAACCACCAGGUGGCGCUGCUUAGCGGGGAGAUGCAAGUAGAGCAGAGGGCAGCUGUCAUUGAACGCUUCCGGAAUGGAAAGGAGAAGGUGCUUGUCACCACAAAUGUCUGUGCCAGAGGAAUUGAUGUGGAGCAGGUAUCGGUGGUGAUCAAUUUUGACCUGCCUGUAGACCAGGAGGGUAACCCAGACAACGAGACCUACCUUCAUAGGAUUGGCCGCACGGGUCGGUUCGGCAAAAGGGGGCUGGCCAUCAACAUGGUGGACAGCAGAAUGAGUAUGAACAUUCUCAACAGGAUCCAGGAGCAUUUUAAUAAGAAAAUUGAAAAACUCGACACACACGAUCUGGAUGAAAUUGAGAAAAUCGCCAACUGAAAGACAAGUGUGCUGACAAAGUGGACGCCAGCUAGACUUGCGCUCUGCAAAGACUGUAUGCUUCUUUAUGCUGGCUUUUUAAGUUUGUAUUUUAAGCCGUUAGGGUGGAGGGGGUAAAACCACAUAUACUGCACGUUUACAUACACUUCAGUCUGUGGAACAUACCCUAUUUCACUCUUUUUACUAUAAUAUUUUAUUUUGUAAUGCUGAAAAAGCUUAACUGUCAAGUAACUCCUAAAACCCCAUUUGACUCUGCUUUUCAUACAUAUAUGAACAUUUUUCAUGAAUGUAUCCUCUUUAGGUCAUUACAACAUUGACAGUGUGUGGAAAGGGUGAAGUUGGGUAUACUGCUGCUCUGAGUGCAGGGGUGUCAUUUUGGGUGAUGACUGAUGGAUGGAUUUUAGGGUCUAUGCAAAUUUAGAGUAUACUCACAUGAAAGAAAUGAAAUUAACCUCAAUUUAUCUUCAGGGUGCGUAGCCAAAUGCCAAAAUGGAGAUGACCUACUAAUAACUCCUCAACAUUUUAGAUCAUUCUGGAGUAAAGCCCAGUCACGCGUCCCUCACAAUUUUAUUUAUAGAGUAUUAAGACUACUCAGCUGUAACAUGUAGUUGUUUUUAAACAUUUUUUGCCUACCUAUUCCACAACUUCCCACUUACCACAAACUUCACAUCUUUUAUUUUGAAAUUCAACCAAAAUUCUCUAAAAUUUCGUUUUUCUACUCUAAUUUCCACAUUUUUCAACCGAUUCAACCCAUUCCAACUUUCAAGUGUUCAUCUUUUGCCUACCUGUUCCACAUAUUCCCACUUACCAAAAAUUCCAAAUUUUCAAAUUUGAAAUUCAACCAAAUUCUCCAAAAUUCCGUUUUUCUACUCUAAUUUCUACAUUUUUCAACCGAUUCAACCCAUUCCAAAUGUAUUCACUUAAUUCACCUUAUGCUUCCCACAUUCACUCCCAUUCACCCCCACUUCCACUAUGCUUACACAAUUCAACCCUUGACCCCCAAUUCCAGUGUGGCGGCCAUCUUGGAUGACCCUGGAGUGCCACCAACGAACCCAGAAUGAACCGGAAGUGCCCUAAAUCAAACCGAAAGUGACCCCAAAUAGACCGGAAGUGACCCCAAAUCAAACCGGAAGUGACCCCAAUGUACCAGAAAUGACCUUUUUAGACCGGAAAUGACCCCAAAUAAACCGGAAGUGACCUCAGACGAACCGAAAGUGACCCAAAUUAAACCGAAAGUGACCUAAAUAAACCGGAAGUGACCCAAAUCAAACCGAAAGUGACCCCUAAUAGACCGGAAGUGACCUCAGGUGAACCGAAAGUGACCCCAAAUGAACUGAAAGUGACCUUUUUUGACCGGAAGUGACCCCGAAUAAACCGGAAGUGACCUCAGCUAAACCGGAAGUGACCUGUAGUAAACCGGAAGUGUCCCAAAUAAACCGGAAGUGACCCAAAUUAGACCGGAAAUGACCCGAAUCAAGCCGGAAGUGAACUUAUUUCAACACUAAGUGCCCCAAAUAGCUACAUUUGCGCUAACGUUUUCGGUUUUUGUCCAAUUUAACCCGUUUCAACAUUUUUACCCCAAAAGUGAACCUCCUGAGGCCGUUUUUUUUGUUUUGUUCCAAAUUUAGAAAGAUUUUGGCGCAAUUGCUUUUUUUUAUUUUCCCAUUCAUUCUCUCUAUGGGGAUUCAACAUUUGCUCUAACUUCUACAUUUUUUAACUUAUUCAACCCGUUCCAACUUUUCAACACGUGUGCAUGCACAAACACACACCCAGACACAUUAGAGCAGCAGGAACGGAGAGAAAGUAUUUGCACUGUAUGUGCUUGUGUGAAUGUGCGUGUGAGGACAUUGUUGUAUUUUCUGCGGUUAAUUAUUAUUAUGUGGGGACAAGCAGUACAGAAAAUGGAUGGAUGGAUGGAUAAUUAUGAUAUAAGUAUUAUCAUUAUAAAGUGUUAGGAUACGGAUUUUAGCUAUUGAUCUGACUCCAAAUUAUGAUCAACACUUAACACAAAAAUUGCCAUGUUCUAAUCCACACACUGGCGCACCUAACAAUUUUGCGAGUUCGUUCUGUCAAAGAGAAGACCAGUAGAUCAAUCAGACCGAAUUUACCAAUUGUUUAAUCUUGACAAAGCAAGCUAAUACAGGCGCCUGGGCCUUGGGUCCUUAACACAAAAUCUCGUGUGCCUUCGUGACCAGAAAGACGACACAUUCUUCCGGGUUGCCCAGUUUUAAAGAAACACAAUAUGAAUAUUCAAACAUGCAAAAGAUUGUGUGGUGAUUGGUCGAUGGUCUGUGGUCAUCUCCUCCUCGUUUGGGUUUUCCCCUGCUCAGCACAGGUGUCUGGACCACAAAGACGAGUUGUUUUUUGCGUUCCCAUCGGCCUUGAGAUAUGCUCCCUUUCCGGACCUCCUGUUCCACAAUACUUUGAAGAAAACAAAUUCAUGUAGCCUGCACAUUCCUUUCCACUUAUUAAGCAACCACACUACUACUAGAAAUUAUAUUGAUAUGGUUAUAUGUGUCUAACGGAGCCUUAAUCAAAUGUGUUUGCAAACUGCCGAAAGUACAUUUCCCUUUAAAAGUUACAUUGAUACUGCCUUGACAGUGUCCAUGAAAACAUUAUCAAACAUUAAUAAUAAUAAUUCAUUAAAUUUGUA
Messenger RNA from Syngnathus typhle (broad-nosed pipefish), 3794 nucleotides. Its product is annotated as ATP-dependent RNA helicase DDX19A-like. Gene Ontology annotation, biological process: poly(A)+ mRNA export from nucleus. The record is from RefSeq and is a predicted model, not a curated record. Gene Ontology annotation, molecular function: ATP binding; RNA binding; RNA helicase activity. Gene Ontology annotation, cellular component: cytoplasmic stress granule; nucleus. NCBI's taxonomy places the organism in Eukaryota, Metazoa, Chordata, Actinopteri, Syngnathiformes, Syngnathidae.